Cydia pomonella (codling moth) is the source of this 2521-nucleotide messenger RNA. Its product is annotated as COMM domain-containing protein 5-like. The transcript is spliced from 4 exons. The record is from RefSeq and is a predicted model, not a curated record. Lineage: Eukaryota; Metazoa; Arthropoda; Insecta; Lepidoptera; Tortricidae. The coding region runs from base 185 to 802 and encodes 205 amino acids. Gene Ontology annotation, cellular component: nucleus.
GAAGAAAAUGGUUAAACAUUAAUAAAUGCCAUUUACAAUUUUGACAGCUUGGCCAUAAUUGUUAAAAAAAAAAAAUUGACAGUACAGUGACAUCGAAGUGACGUCCUGACCAAUUAUUAAUACAAGUGAGAUUUCUUUUCGAAAAAGUUUCAACAAAGUCAUUUAGUUGAUGUAAUCAACUGAAAUGUCUCAACAACUAGAACUAUUAACAGAGGUUCCAUCACAAUGGUUAAAUAUAUCAUAUGUAACACCUGACAUACAGAGGAAGGAAAUAAAACCAUUUGUUGUUUUGGCUCUUAAGGAAUUGGAAGGUAAUCCAGACAGCAGAACUUCGAGCUUAAUGAGUGCAGAUAAGUUUGCGGCGGUGCGGGAGGUGGUGAGGCAUGUGGCCCGGGCCCGGUCGGCCACUAGAGAGGCCUGGGAACUGGGGGAUAUGAAGGUGUUCUUAGAAAGUUUGAGAUUCUCACCAGACUGUGUCGCGGAGCUGGCAACGCUGCUGUGCGCGGAGCAGCUCUACGCCAACAUACCCACGCACCUGCGGGUGAAGCCUGGCCUGGCCGGCUUGCAAUGGAAGAUCGACAUGUCUCUUAGCCAAGCCAACAUUGAAGAUAGCACACCAGAACAUCACAAACAAAUACUCCGCCGAGAUACCUUCGUCCUACUCAUUCUCAAGCUGACAGACGGACAGACAAGGACAUACAGGUUAUCUAUAGCGAAAUUUCACGAGUUAAGGUUCGUGGUCGCGAGCGCGCUGAAAAGCAUGAUCGUUCUAGAGAAACGUAAGUGUAUGAGGAAAGACUGACAUACGUAUUCUUGGGGAUAGCUUACUCCAUAAACAUGACAUACGUAUUCUUGGGGAUAGCUUACUCCAUAAACAAAAGCAUUAGAACGUUUAGAGCGUUUUUUUAGCAUUAGAAAAAAGGUAUACAAUACUUGUCUUUUUAUUGAAAAAAGCUUUUUAAAAAUCAGUAACUAAUAAUUAUGAAAGCAAAAGAAUGUAUGUGAUUUAUAAUAUUGGCCGUGACUUAUUUUUCAAAAGUGUUUUUCAAAAGACACGUGAAAAUCGCUUACCUUCUUUCUCAUGCUAAAAAAAAAAGAAAUAUAGGGAUAUAUACUCUGAUGGCAAGCCAGCUUUUCACUAGAGAAAGGCGGCAAAUGAAAACAUGUUAGACGUUCAAUCUCCCGUACUAGUUUUAAAUUGCGAGACCUUUCUACUGACAAAUUUGGGUUGCUAGAGUAAAAGUAGGUACGGUCACGUCUGAAAAUAUCGAUACGAAAAAAGUGCCAAAUAUAUGUAUACACGAUUUUAUCGCCCACAUAUUGAGGUAUUGUAUACAUAUUUUUGGUAUCGAUAUUUUCAGACGUGACUGUACACAGUAUGUCACGCACUUACAACUACUCAAAACCCUUUACAAAAUUAUAUCAGCGCCAUCUAAUGGGUUGAAUCCUAAACUUUACUGCGUAAUAGCAAAGAAAAUUUGAAAUAGAGGUGACACAGUAAAUUUACUGCCUACUUUCGACACAUGAUUAAAACUUUUAGAACGCCAUUUGACUUUGAUCCUUGUUAUUUUACUGAUAUGUGUUAAAUUUGUUAAAUAUCAAAAAUUAGCGCCAUCUAAUAGAUCAAAGGCCACAAGUGUGGGCUAUGGCAGCAUCGUUUCGAGCGAUGGCACCAUAACCUUUAGGUUGUGCCCGGUAAGAUGGCGCCACUUUUUGAUAUUUAACACAUCAUGAUAUCAGUAAAAGAAUAAAGAUCCAAGUCAAAUGUGUUAAAUAUCAAAGUGGCGCCGUCUACUAGAUCGUAGGCCAUGGUAUGGCGGUACCUUUUCGAGCGAUGGCGCCAUACCUUCCACGUCUAUUUCAGAUUAUCUUUGGUAAUAUAUAAGUACUAAUUACCUACUCAAAUGUAAAAAAAAAAACUGCAUGUGAAAAGGCCUUUAAAAAGUCUGCUGUUAAACACUUUAGCGGUAUUCAUAAAAACCUAACAUCAAAUAAGAUAAUAUAGGUAACAUGCAUUAGGUUAAUCUAUUUUUGAAACUAUCUGGCAUUCAGAUGUAAUUCAGAAUUACCAGAAUGCGGCUAUUGUUAUUAAAAAAAAAAACAUUCCCUAGUGACAGUGGGGCGGCACUGGGGGCCUACCGCAAAAACCGAAAUUCGCAAAUUGCGUGGAUCUUUCUCUUAUACUCUCACAAAGACGUAAUUAGAAUGACAGAAAAAUGCCCGCAAUUGACGAAUUACGAUUUUCCCGGUAGCCUCCCUGGGGGCCUACCGCAAAAACCGAAAUUCGCAAAUUGCGGGGAUAUUUCCCUUUUUCUCUUACUAAUACAUAAUUAGGGUGACAGAGGCAAAUGCCCGCAAUUGACGAACUUCGAUUUUCCCUGAUCCUUUCGGACAUUCUCGGCUCCGUUCGGCUCAGCAUUGUGUAACAAAGUUGUAUUUUUCUUGUAGAUAGGACUUGUUAUUAAAUCGGUGCGAUUGCAUUUUUUAUGUAAAGUCUAUUUUUAUUAAUAAAAAAAUCAAA